This is a messenger RNA of Prunus armeniaca (apricot), 192 nucleotides long. Lineage: Eukaryota; Viridiplantae; Streptophyta; Magnoliopsida; Rosales; Rosaceae. The record is from the annotation of a GenBank genome assembly.
AUGGUGGAGGCGCAAGAGGCCAUUCGAGAGAGGACCACCCUGCAGUUGCAGAAGGCAGCACUGGCCAAGGAGGUGGAGGAGCUGAAACGGUCGAAGGCCGAGGAGGGUAGCUGUUGCCCGAGUCGAAGUAGUCGAGUCGUUCCGAACGUCAGAGGAGCUGAAGAGUUAUAUCAUGGACCAGUUGGUAGAUGA